Naegleria gruberi is the source of this 402-nucleotide messenger RNA. RefSeq lists its product as uncharacterized. Lineage: Eukaryota; Heterolobosea; Eutetramitea; Acrasida; Naegleriidae. The transcript has a single exon. The record is from RefSeq and is a predicted model, not a curated record. The coding region runs from base 1 to 402 and encodes 133 amino acids.
AUGGCACCAAAGUAUGACAAUUCCAAGUUGGCUCAACUGGUUGAGUCAAACAAGUUAAAGUGUCAGUUUACCAAUAGACCGUUGAUAUCAGAAGACAAGGUUUCUGCUGAUCACAUGGAAGUGAAUGUCAAUGGUCAUAAGGUCGCAUAUUUCCGUUCAUUCUGUUCAUUUAAGAUGAAUUUACUGAUUGGAAGAAUAGAAAUGAUUUUCAGAAAGAAGGGGAAUGAUAAAAAUGAAACUCUUUCUUACUUUAGAACAGUGUUGGACUGUAUUAGAUCGCCAAGAGAUCUUGAACAAGAAGAAAUAGCUUGCAAAAUUACAAUUUCCAGUACUCAUUUCGAAGAUGGAAAGUAUUAUUCAAGAAAAGACGUUCAAAAGAUGAUAAAGGAGCACUCUAAAUAA